AUGGGGGAGAACUUUGGCCCUUUUCCACGCAGUGUGCUGGAGCACCUGCUGGAUUAUGUGCCACUGACUGAUCUGCCGUCGGUUGCUCAAUGUUCACGCGCGUUGAAAGAUCUUGUGUACGGCGAGGAUCUUUGGGAGAGGCGUUGGAAAAAUCUAGGAUGGGAACCGCUUUCGUCCCUGCCUGAUCCGCUGUUGGAUUCGCCACCCGUCAAAGCCAAGCCUAAACCUAAGCCCGCGCCUCGGCCUACUACGAACCAGAUUGUUGAUUUGCUGGCAGACUUGGACUGGGAUACCCCAACUGAUGUAUCGGGUUCAGAUCGUCCGUUCUUUGCGCGUGUUACGCGAGCGUACCAAUUAUUGCGCCCCUUCGUCCUCUCCUUUCUCACAGAAUCCUCGACGUCGUCGUCGAAACUCUUUGUCAAGACUAGGGAUACCCAAGAGCAGUGUACAUUGUUGUGCAUCUUGGCGCGCUUCUGCUCCAGUGUCGCCUGUUGUGUCCCUUCGCCCAAGAUGCAGGACGAGGCUGCAAUCCUGAACAAAGUUCAGCAGGCGACAGUGUACUUGGAGACAGAGCUGCGAGCGGCAUACACAAUGGAGGAAGCGCAUCUGGUGGAAGCCCGCGCUGCUCAAGCAUCUGUGGAUGUGGAAAAGGCUGAAGCGGCCAUCCACAUUAUGGCGCAUGGCGCUUGGAAGCUGCGCAUGGCAGCAUGGGUGUUGGGCCCUACCUCAGGCGAUGUAUUAGAGCCGCCGUACCUGACGCAGCUUCAUCAGUUGAGCGGUUCAGUAAUUGCGGAUACACAUAUUUUGUCGAGGCCUUUAUUGAAUGCACGUUUACCCUACAAUCCGCAAGACUGUAUGCCGGAGCAACUUGAGGCAGGUCUCCAUAUGGAGCCAUUCCGCGGUUUCGUCGAAUAUCUGUUUUCUGUGCUCACACAGGAGAACGAGCUGAUCAUUCGCAUUUUUCCUGCUGAGCAGCCAGUUGCCGCAGCGCUGCUGGAGCGUGUAGCACACACGCUCUUGGCCGACUACCUGGCCACGCUGCUGCAAUGUGCUCGACAAGUGUCCGAGGAGCUGUACCUUGAAUGGUUUGUGCAGAGCUUAUCACACAUGCGGCGAUUAAUGUCGCUGCCAGGGCUGGAUUCAUCUACGGUCGAGGCGAUCCUGAGUCAGGUAUGGCAGAAGCACUUGGCUGACUAUCUGGAAGCCGAGUGCGGAUGGAUGAAACAGCUACUGAAAGAAACGUGCAAUCGCUGGCUCGACAGUCUCGAGAUGAUGCUACAGGCGUGGGAAAACGAGAGAAAUGCUGUCGCAGUGCCACCCACGGCGGCCGAGAAACGCUCGUUCAUGUCGACUUUCAAGGACGCUCUUGUGACGCCCGCCGUCAGCACACGUAUCACACCAGUCUCAAAGAGCUUAGAGCAGAUCCGUGCAAAGCGCCAGGACAUUUCGCCGCGCAUUUCAAGUGAGACGGCACCGCCACCUAGUGCAACGGCAGGGUACAUGGGUGUGGGCGCUGCGCCUGAUGUGUGGGACGAUGAGGACGAAUAUGACGAUGAUCCGAGCAGCAUGGCCCCUAAGCCGACUAAGCCAGCCAGUGUACAAGCAGAGGCCUCAGGCGUCUCGACGACGUCCAAUCCGGGGCAGACGUCUUCGCUUCUCAAUCUAGCGACCGCGGUCGAGCUGAUUGACGUGGCGCGUCUGUCUUUGCAGCGCCUAGAUAUACUGCAAGAUUGUGGUGCAUCCCUGCGGGAGCCUGUGCGCAAGGUGAUUAUCGAUGUCGUUGUCGCGUUGUUCGUCUCGCUGAACGAAGAGCACAUGAAGCCAGGAUUUGACACAGCGCGAGAACAAAUCGGGAUGUACAGUCCGGCAAAGCACGACAGCGAGCAGCCUGGCGGGAAUGCUGCAGAUCAUGUCGGCCCGCUUCUGCUUUUUUUUGAGCUGGUGCAUAUUGGCGAUACGAUCCAGCAGAUGGGGCAAGUGUUCUUCGACCGCCUCGGCCCUCGUCUGCUUGGCAAGAUGGACUUUACCAAUGCGGCAGUACGGGAGAAACGCCGCUUUGAAAACGAUUUGGACGAGCAGGUGGCGAGCGGUCUAAGCGCCGGUGUGGAACUGCUUGUUCACCAAAUGGAGCAUAUUGUACUGACGCACCAGCAUCCGCGCGACUAUUACCCGGAGUCGGAAGCGGCGGUUGACAUUUCGACGCCGACGCAGGCGUGUGCUGAAUGCUGUGCGACUCUGCGUGUGUACUGUGACAUGCUCGCAGCCUGUGCUGACAAGGCCGUGCUGGAUGUAUUCUACGAGGAGAUUGGAUUCCGCCUGUAUACCGUAUUGUGCAAGCACCUUAAGCGGCAGAUUAUCUCGAUGACCGGGGGAUUCCAGGUGAUUUGUGACUUGAACCACUACUUUCAAUUCAUUGAAAGCUUGCGGCAGCCGUCGCUUACGGCCCGAUUCGCCGCCCUCAAGCGGGUCGGCAGUCUGUACAUUGUGUCAGAGCCCAAAGAGUUGGCCAAGAUGGUACAAGACCCCAUGCUCAGCCAUGGCAUGAUGCGACCUGAGGAAAUGUACGAGUUCCUUAGGGCGCGCUGCGAUUUUAAGACGAUCGAGAGCAAUAUUGACGCAGAGAUGUAUGGUAUCAAAGUCCGUGAAGACUGCGUGAUUGUUUAG
Malassezia sympodialis ATCC 42132 is the source of this 2664-nucleotide messenger RNA. RefSeq lists its product as uncharacterized. The record is from RefSeq and is a predicted model, not a curated record. The transcript is spliced from 2 exons. Lineage: Eukaryota; Fungi; Basidiomycota; Malasseziomycetes; Malasseziales; Malasseziaceae. Gene Ontology annotation, biological process: exocytosis; Golgi to plasma membrane transport. Gene Ontology annotation, cellular component: cytoplasm; exocyst. Gene Ontology annotation, molecular function: protein binding. Bases 1 to 2664 code for a protein of 887 amino acids.